UGAUAACGAUCAAUGGAUAUUGAUUGAUGAUUUUAAUUUUGAUAAUUUUAUUGUUGAUAAUCAAAAAAAAUUUUGGCAUCAUAAUUCCGAUUGGCUAGUGGAUGAUGAACCAGAAAAUCUUUGUAUGGGCAUGAAUAUCUAUCAAUAUAGCUGCCAUCGUAAAGAAAAUGUUCAGGUGAAUAAAAAAGGUUACCUGGAAAUCAUGGCCAAUAUUAAUAAACAUAUAAAAACUGGUUCUCAUGAACGUUUCCUAUUUAAUGGUGGCAUGAUUUCGACCAAGAAAAGUUGGCUUUAUGGUCGUUUUGAAAUGAGAGCCAUAUUACCUGAAGGUCGAUCACUUCGUUCCGUUUUCAUUCUUCGACCGGUGAAACCAAAAUAUUCGGGUGAUUGGCUUUCGAAUGGCCAAAUAAAUGGCCUGGUUUAUGCACAACAACAUAGCGCUAUUAUUGCCGGUAUUCAUUAUAAAAUGCCUGCUGGACAAUCAUAUAUGGGACGUAAAUUAUAUACACAACGUAAUAUAACUCGUUCAUUCAAUCAUUAUACGAUUGAAUGGUCUGAACAAUCGAUUCGUUGGAUGUUUAAUGAUUUUAUAUUUUUUCAACACAAUGUUUCGAAACCAUUUGAUCAAAAAUUCAAUAUAAUACUACAAUUGGGCGUUGGCGGGCCAGAAUUUGAUACCAGAUCCGGUGCUUUGCAACAAGAUGAUUCAAAACAUUGGCAUAAUAAUCGUUUUAUAAUUGAUUAUGUUCGUAUUUAUCAACGUGCAUCGAAAAUUCAAUUUUAUUCACCAUUAUCAUCAAGAUCUUCUUCAUCGUCAUCAUCAAGAUUAUCAUUAGCUAGAAUGUCGUGCAAUUUAUUAUUA
Molecule: messenger RNA, 862 nt
Organism: Dermatophagoides farinae (American house dust mite)
Lineage: Eukaryota; Metazoa; Arthropoda; Arachnida; Sarcoptiformes; Pyroglyphidae
Source: RefSeq, a predicted model, not a curated record